AUGCGCCGCUUCUGCCACGUCCCUCGCGGCCGGCGGCCGGCCGCCGCGCCCCACGACCACCAGCCGCUCCCGCCGCCGGAGUGGAUCGAUCCGUACCCGGACCUCGCGGACCCGAGCCCGUACGCCUCCGCGUCGGCGGCCCCGCCCACGCCGUCGCCGUGGCUGCCCCGCGUGAUCUCCCUCGUCCUCCGCUCCCCGCCGGCCACCCUCGCCGCCGACCUCCGCGCCUUCUGCAGGACCUUCCUCCUCCGCCUCUCCCCGGCCUUCGUCGCCGCCGCGCUCCGCUCCCCGCAGCUCACCCCGCACCCGCUCCCGUCGCUCCACUUCUUCCGCUCCCUGCCCAACGGCGCCGACCUCCUCGCGCACCCGCAGCACCUCCUCAGCUGCUACGUCUCCCUCCUCCACUCCUUCGCGCGCUCCAGGGAGACCGCCGGCCCCAACGCCGCCGGCCAGGCGCGGCAGCUCAUCGCAGAGCUGCGCGCGCACGGGGACGCUGUCCUGAGGCACCUCGCGCCGGCGUCGUCGGUCUCGUUGAUCUGCAGCCUCGCGACGUUCGGACUCUCCGAGGAGCUGCUGUGGGUGUGGCAGGCCAUGCGCCUCGCCGGCAUUGAGCCAUCUAGGCUCACCUACAACUGCCUGCUGGACGGCCUUGUCAACGCUGGCCUCCUUGACACUGCCAUCAACGUGUUCAACGCAAUGUCCACGGAAGAUCGAGUGCGUCCCGACGUGGUUUCCUACAACAUUCUCAUCAAGGGGUACUGCCACGCGGGGAGGACGCAGGAUGCGAUGGCACGGCUUGUGGAUAUGAGGGAACAGGCAGAGCUCGCACCAGACAAGGUGACAUACCUCACUCUCAUGCAGCGCCAUUACAGCGAGGGCACAUUUCCACAAUGCAUAGCACUGUUCCAAGAGAUGGAAGAGAGGGGAAUGGGGAAGGAGAUACCUCAACAUGCUUAUGUGCUGGUGAUCGGCGCCCUCAUCAAGGACGGGAAACCAUUUGAGGCGCUGGCUGUGUUUGAGAGGAUGUUGAAGCGAGGUUGCCCAGCCAAUGCAGCCAUGUACACCGCGCUCAUUGACUCGAUGGGUAAGUUCGGGAGGGAGAAAGAGGCAAUGGCACUCUUUGAGAGGAUGAAGGCCAGUGGAGUUGAGCUUGACACGGUCACAUACGGUGUGGUUGUUAACUGCUUGUGCAGAUUUGGCAAUAUGGAUGAGGCACUUGCGUGCUUCAGGAGUUGUGUAGAGAAGGGUGUUGCAGUGAAUGCCAUUUUCUAUACAAGCCUAAUUGAUGGCUUUGGAAAAGCUGGGAUGGUUGACCAAGCAAAGGAGCUCUUCGAGGAGAUGAUUGCUAAAGGAUUUGUGCCUGACUCGUAUUGCUACAAUGUUCUGAUCGACGCAUUAGUCAAAGCAGGACGAACAGACGACGCGUGUGCUUUCUACAAGAGAAUGGAAGAUGAUGGCUGUGAUCAAACAGUCUACACAUAUACCAUUCUAAUUGAUGGUUUGUUCAAGGAACACAAGAAUGAGGAGGCACUGAAGUUCUGGGACAGCAUGAUUGAUAAGGGAAUCACCCCAACAGCUGCAGCUUUCAGGGUCCUCGCCAAUGGACUCUGCCUUUCUGGUAAAUUCAGCCGUGCAUGGAGGAUAUUGGAUGAACUGGCUCCAAUGGGUGUAAUUCCUGAGACAGCUCAUGAGGAUAUGAUCAACGUGUUGUGUAAGACUGGCAGAUUCAAGCAGGCCUGCAAAUUGGCAGAUGGCAUUGUGCAGAAGGGCCGUGAGAUACCUGGGAGGGUUCGAACGAUGAUGAUCAACGCGCUUAGGAAAGCAGGAAAUACCGAUCUGGCAUUUAAGCUGGUGCAUAGAGGAAAGCAGGAAAUACCGUUCUGGCAUUUAAACUGGUGCAUAGUGAAUGAAAUGAUAGAGGUUGACGAAGAGGACGAUCAGCAGAGCGAGGAGGAUGAAGGUGAACAGCAAGAGAAACAGAAAAACAAGAAAAGGAAAGCGAUCGCUCCAAGUUCAGAUAUUUGGGAUCAUUUCACUAAGGUAAAAAUUGCAAAUGGGGAGGAAAGAGCCAAGUGCAAGUACUGUGGGAACUUGUGUCGCUGUGAUACAGAGACAAAUGGAAAUAGCCAACUGCAACCUAGUCAUGGAAAUAGUAGUGUUGGUACUCUAUCUACUUCGGAUAUUGAUCUUGAUGACCUUAGAAACAGUUUUGCUGAAAUGAUAAUUGAAGAUGAGCAACCAUUUGCCUUAUCUGAACGCCCUGGCCUUAGAAAAUUUUUGGCCAUAGCAUGCCCACAAUUUACUUUACCCUCUAGAAGAACAGCCACUAGAGCUUGUGUCGAAGUGUAUGAUGUCCAGAAGGAAAAGCUGAAGAAGUUUUUAAAAGAACACUGUGGAAGGGUUAGCCUCGCAACUGACACAUGGACAUCUAAUACCAACCAAAACUACAUGUGUGUGACAGCACAUUUUAUUGACAAUGAUUGGAAGCUCCACAAAAAAAUCAUUGGUUUUUUCUUGGUAGAGAGUCAUAGAGGGGAAGAUAUUGGAAAAUCCCUAGAGAAUUGCUUGGCAGCAUGGGGAAUUGAUAAGGUUUUUACAAUAACAGUGGACGAUGAUAGUGCAAACAACGAUGCAAUAAAGUACAUGCGGAGGGUCUUGAAUGAAUCAAAUGGUAGCAUUGCUAAAGGAGAGUAUCUACACAUGAGAUGUGUUGCACACAUUGUCAACUUAAUAGUUAGUGAAGGCCUAAAGGAAAUUGAUAGGUCAGUGGUUCGUGUUCGUGCUGCUGUUAAGUUUGUCAAGGGUGAAACAUCUAGAUUGGCAAGGUUUAAGAAAUGUGCUGAAUUAGCAAAGUGGUGUGACAGUGAGGAUAGGUUAUGUAGUGAAAUGGGUAAGAGAAUGCUAGUAAAGUACUACAAGUACUUUGGGGAGAAAUAUGGAGAGAGGCUGGGAGACGGAGAGAAGCGAGGAGAGAAAGAUAAGGGGGAUCAAUUGCUGAACCUGAACUUCGUUGUUUAUUUCUGUGUUGCAAUUGAUCCAAGGUACAAGCUUUCAACUUACAUAAAGAUGGCUAUGAUGAUCUUGUUUGGUGAUGAGAUAGGAGAGAAAUUGUGGGAAACAGUGAACACUUCUUUCCAUGCUUUGUUUGAAGAGUAUAGAAAUAUGUAUGCUCCAAGUGAUAAUGCACCACAACAGCCCACUGAGACUCAAGAACCACCUCCAGAGAGCAGAAGGUCGUUCAAGUCUAUAAUUGCUGAGAAAUUGAGGAAACGUGGGGGUGCAAAUGCCACUACCAAAUCUGAACUUGACAAGUACUUUUCAGAAGACAAUGAAGAGGAUAAUGAAGGGUUUGACAUUCUUAAGUAUUGGAAGGGCAAUGCUAAAAGGUUUCCAAUACUGUCUCGCAUGGCCCGUGAUCUCUUAGCAAUUCCUAUCUCAACUGUCGCUUCUGAAUCAGCCUUCAGUACAGGUGGACGUGUUCUUGAUGAUUUCAGGAGCUCACUCACACCACCAAUGGUUGAGCGUCUGAUUUGUGCAAGUGAUUGGAUUCGUGGAUCCAAUAUUGUUAGUGUUGAAGAGAAUGAAGAAGAAUUGUACAAGCUUGAGGAAGAACUGGGUGCCCUCACUAUUCCUAAGGAGACAACAGAGUCUUGA
Molecule: messenger RNA, 3654 nt
Organism: Miscanthus lutarioriparius
Lineage: Eukaryota; Viridiplantae; Streptophyta; Magnoliopsida; Poales; Poaceae
Source: the annotation of a GenBank genome assembly